Vitis riparia (riverbank grape) is the source of this 1500-nucleotide messenger RNA. Its product is annotated as nicotianamine aminotransferase 1-like. The transcript has 7 exons. Lineage: Eukaryota; Viridiplantae; Streptophyta; Magnoliopsida; Vitales; Vitaceae. The record is from RefSeq and is a predicted model, not a curated record. Gene Ontology annotation, biological process: amino acid metabolic process; biosynthetic process. Gene Ontology annotation, molecular function: pyridoxal phosphate binding; transaminase activity. The coding region runs from base 90 to 1349 and encodes 419 amino acids.
UCUUGCAGUAAAUUCUCUCUUUCUCGCUCUAAAAUUCCGAGAAACAAACAACACAACCCCAGAGAAAGGGAAAGAGAAAGAAGGAGGAAAUGGAGAAUGGAUCAAAGAAGAGAUGGGGUUUCCAAGGACACCAAGAGCUGAAUAUGGCAGCCGCCGUCACCAUAAGAGGAGUUCUAGGCAAAGUUAUGUCAAAUCUCAGUGAAGAAGAUAAAAGGCCUGUUAUUCCUCUUGGCCACGGCGAUCCAUCGGCGUUUCCCUGUUUCCGGACUACUCCGGUGGCCGAAGACGCCAUCGCUGACGCCGUCCGGUCGGCCAAGUUCAACUCGUAUGCCCCCACCGUCGGUCUUCUCCCUGCCAGGAGGGCUGUUGCAGAGUAUCUCUCUAGGGAUCUUCCAUACCAGCUAUCACCAGAUGAUAUUUAUCUCACAAUUGGAUGUACUCAGGCAAUUGAAAUAAUGAUACGAGUACUGGCACGCCCUGGUGCCAACAUUCUCCUACCUAGACCUGGCUUCCCAUUCUAUGAAGCCCGAGCUGCAGCUGACAAUCUCGAGGUCCGCCAUUUUGACCUUCUUCCAGAGCAGGGUUGGGAGGUUGAUCUUGAGGCAGUCAAAGCUCUUGCAGAUGAAAACACUGUUGCCAUUGUUAUCGUAAACCCCGGCAAUCCUUCUGGCAGUGUCUUCACAUAUGAACACUUGAAGAAGGUUGCAGAAACGGCAAGAAAUCUUGGGAUUAUGGUGAUUUCUGAUGAAGUUUACGGUCAUCUUGCUUUUGGUAGUAAACCUUUUGUGCCUAUGGGAGUGUUUGGAUCGAUUGUGCCUAUCGUUACAGUUGGUUCUAUAUCAAAGAGAUGGGUUGUUCCUGGUUGGAGACUCGGUUGGCUCGUGACAAAUGACCUCAAUGGCAUCCUUCACAAAUCUGGGGUUGUUGAGAGCAUUAUAAGCUGUCUCAAUAUUUCUUCUGAUCCCGCAACUUUUAUUCAGGGUGCAGUUCCAGAGAUCCUGGAGAAAACAAAAGAGGAUUUCUUCUCAAACACCAUCAGCAUACUUAGAGAAUGUGCAGACAUAAUUCAUGAGAGAAUCAAGGAUAUCCCCUGCAUUACUUGCCCGCAAAAGCCGGAAGGAUCCAUGUUUGUAAUGGUCAAGCUGAACCUGUCUCUAUUGGAAGACAUUGAUGAUGAUGUAGAGUUCUGUACGAAGCUGUCUAAAGAGGAAUCAGUGAUUGUCCUUCCAGGUGUAUCUGUGGGAAUGAAGAACUGGCUUCGGGUAACUUUUGCCAUUGAUCCACCUUCUCUCGAAGAUGGACUUGGAAGGAUCAAAGCCUUCUACCAGAGGCAUGCCAAGAAGGAAUAAAGACUUCAUCUCAGAUCAAUUCAAUGUUUGUUGAAUCUCAUGAUCUGUAAGGUGCUAAUAAACAUUAAACUGUCUGUUAUUGUAUCCUCAAAAGUUGAGGGAACAAUUCUAUUAAAUGUAUCGACUUCUCGGAACUUAAGAUCUGUGCUAA